Osmerus eperlanus (European smelt) is the source of this 1475-nucleotide messenger RNA. RefSeq names its product forkhead box R1 (gene foxr1). Gene Ontology annotation, cellular component: nucleus. The transcript is spliced from 6 exons. NCBI's taxonomy places the organism in Eukaryota, Metazoa, Chordata, Actinopteri, Osmeriformes, Osmeridae. Bases 145 to 1137 code for a protein of 330 amino acids. Gene Ontology annotation, biological process: regulation of DNA-templated transcription. Gene Ontology annotation, molecular function: sequence-specific double-stranded DNA binding; DNA-binding transcription factor activity. The record is from RefSeq and is a predicted model, not a curated record.
ACCUGGCGCCCACCAUGGUUAUAUGGACGCUCUACCAACAGCGCUAACUUUAGUGACAGGGACGCUUGAGUUCUUUCGUGAAAUCGCUCGAGUUGAUGUAGCAUAUCUUUCUAAAAUAAUGUAGGUAUAUGCAUCUGUAGGAUAAUGUCUCUACAGUUCCAAGCCAGAAGCAGGUUUCUUGAAUUACAUCUUUCAACCGGUCUCAAUGACUGGGAUAUGAAUGAGGAGAUCAAGCUCACCACAACAACUGAUCAGUUUUAUCAAGACAAUAAAUGGAAUGAUCAGUAUAUUGUUCAGUGGCACUAUGCGAGAAUAUCAAGACGAAAGGAGGACCUCAUGUGUCAAAAUACUCAUAAAUCAGAAACUCAAGUACAGCCAAAUUUGUGGUUGAUGGUCAAUCCCAACCUUGCCUGCUCAAUCGAGUACCCUAAAGUUUCAAAGCCUCCUUCCCCACCUAAGAUGCACGCACAGGAAACUAGACCCAUCCUUCAGUCUAUGGGCACUCCUGUCCAACCAAGACUCAUACAACAGGAAAUCUCACCCAUUGACAAUGCUUGUCUGGAGGUUUCUCACCAGGAGGUUGCAUCAUCCAGUGAAUACAUGCUGACAGAUGAGGAUGACGCCUCUUCAGUGGAUGUCCCCAUUUAUCGGAAAGCCAAAAGCACCAGAAAGGGGAAAGCACCCACCAAAGCUGGUAUGCGAAAACUCAGUCUGGCCCAGAACAAGCGUCUCCAGAGAGUUCUGCAGGAUAGCAAUAACCUCAAAUCAGGAGCCUGGCCACGACCACCUGUCAAUUAUUGUAUCCUCAUCGCCAUGGCCCUGAGUAGCAGUCAUGCAGGAAGCCUCAAUGUCCAGCAGAUCUACAACUUCACAAGAGAGCACUUCCCAUUCUUCCAGACUGCCCCAGAUGGCUGGAAAAACACCAUUCGACACAACUUGUGUUUCAGCAGCAGCUUCAGGAAGACCCCCCAGCAGGUUUGCAGUGAGGGCAAGAGGAAGUCUUGCCUGUGGCACCUCACCCUGGAUGGGCACAGGAGACUGAGGGACGAGAUCCACACACUCACUGGGGAUUCCUUCAGAGUGCUGAAAAGGAGCAUGAACAACCCAGACAUGAUUCGAACGUUGUUUGAGCUUUGAUCCUCCUGUUGAUGGGAUAACCUGGAUCCUCUAUUGAAUAAUAUUAGUUGCCAUGAAAACAAAAUGCGGAGCUUGUUGAUGGUGUUAUCUUUAGUUUUUCUUGGGAAUAGUGGAUAUUGUUUUGUAAAAUUCUUGGACUGGAUAUUAUCAUUUAUAGAUUUAUUUCAUUUGAUCAAAACACAAUGUUGACAGAAAUUGACUAAAAUGACUAAAUGUAAAUUGAUUCACAGCAUCAUCCUUUCCACGAGAGGGCAGCAACCGCAAAUACAUUUUCCUAGCUGACCUUUAUUGUGAAAAGCAGUUGUCGGUAACUCGACUGUACAGCACGGAAAUAUGUC